Molecule: messenger RNA, 3816 nt
Organism: Symbiodinium sp. CCMP2592
Lineage: Eukaryota; Dinophyceae; Suessiales; Symbiodiniaceae
Source: the annotation of a GenBank genome assembly
AUGGCUGAAGAUGAGGAGCAAGUCCCAGACGGUGACGCAGAUCAGGGUGAGAACGAAGCCGAUGCUGGCCAAGCAGAGAACGAGGAGGAGGACAUGGACGAAGCCCCUCAGGAGCAGGAAGACGAACCGCCAGAAGAGCAGGCAAGCCAACAUAGCGACCCCCCAGAUGAGCAGCCAGAUGACCAGCAAGAACAUUGUGAACAAGACCGGUACGAGCUAGAGGAGGACCCAGCUGACGAGCAGAUGGAAGAUGAGACAGAGCCGGGCGAGAGACAAGAGCAGCAAGAUGAUCAGCUAGAUGGAGAUCGCGACGAACCCAUGGAAGAAGUCCAGGAGGAGGGAGACGGACCUCCCGCAGAGGACGAUGAGCAAGAUUUGGGGGGUGCAGGCGGUGAGUCUGACAGGGGUGACGUGAAGGUUGACCAUGGAGACCUGGAGACUGCAGAGCAGGAUCACAACACAGCCGAAGCACCCCAGGACAAGGACGAAAAGGACCAGGAUCCCAGUUCCAAGGACACGAAUCACCCAGGGCGCUGCGAGGUGGAUCUGGAAGAAUCAGAGAAAGAUCCGGCAGAGGCAGAGGAGGCCGACGUUCCGGAAUGGGAAGGCAAGGAGGAAAUCCAGCAGCCGUACGUUGAGUGCGAGGAGGAUGCACCGACGGAUGACAGGGAAAGGGUUGAACCGGGCACCUUUGCUGUCAGUUCCUUUCACUCCACUUUGAACGUCAUGACUCCCGAUGGCAAGCUUCUAAUGCCGGUCAGUGACCGUGGCUUUCAGCACUUAGUAGCAUGCGCCCGAUCCACCGCUGGACUGAAGGAUGGCAGGUAUCUCUUCGAAGUGCGAAUCGUCGAGCUGCGUCGGUCAGUCGAAAAUGGAAAGCAGCGUGUCCCAAGGCAGUUCUGCGGAGUUGGCUUUUGUGCAGAGGGCUCGUCCCUCUUUUUGGGUGACGAUGAGCGGAGCAUGGGUUUCGAUUCAGAAGGUUGCUUAUGCAAGGAUGGCCGAAAGAGCUGGAUGGAUGGCUUGAACGAUCGCAUCCGGCUGGACAGGCAGCUUGUUAUCGGAGUUCUCUUGAACCUAGACGCGCAGAGUCCGAAUGCCAACACGCUUAGCCUCUUCGUCAAUGGCGAACGUUUGGGAAGACCGCAGUGCUUGCCCGAGACUCUCAAGGGCAAGACGCUGUUCCCUCUCGUCAACUUUAAGAAUGUGACACUUCAUGCCAACUUCUCCGGGCACAUGCCGUUUGCACCUUUGCCGUUCGCUUGUCGGACGCUGCAAGAUGCAGCCCAGGAGGAUGUUGAAUCCCACGACGUGAAGGAGAGUCAGUGCCAGGUUCUCAUUCCGAUCGGCCUGCCAGAUGAGGGGACCUUUGCAUGGCUCGAUAAUUUCAAAGAAAAGGGUCAGUUUACAGAGCUUUCUGGUCGAAGUGUCAAGGAGUGGGCUAUGAAGAGUGGCUUGUGGUCCCAGGGGCACGGUCGCAAUUUCAACGACCAACCUUCCAUGGACUUCGGCUUGAAGGAGCUGGACGGUGGCACGACCAGACAGGUUUUUCAUGCUAUUGCUCCGCGCCUGCAUCGAAACUACAUUGUCAUGGAGGUGCAGAGGAACCUCUUGGCAGAAGAUCGUCGAAAGGCACUCGCGGCUUUCAAUGCUCCGCAUUUCAAGCGUGUGGCCAUGGUUGUCAUGGGAGAGCCACCGGAGGACUUCAAGGUAGAGGUUCGCGAGAAUCUUCUUCAAGCUCGCAAAGAUAAGGUCGCUGCCGAAGUAAGAAAAGCCAAGCGGCCUUCAAAAUGGGAUAAUGGGUCGCAAGCUGUGAGUUCGGCAGAGCUGGAAGCGGAAGUGAAAUCCAAGGUCGACGAAGUGAAGCUGACAGACUGUGAAAUGCAGUCUUGGUUCCAGAAGAAGAAUGAUGGUGACAUUCCCGAGAAAGAGCUGGCGAAGGUUUUUUCUGACUUCAGCUUGCCAACUGCAGAUGAGGGUUUCCAGGAGAUCCAGUUCAUGUGGCAAGGUGAGAAGGAGUGCUUGGAGCACAUGCAGAAGUGGAUUGCUGAAAGAAAGUUGACUCAGAGGGUGGAGGAUCUGAAGCCCACUGAAUGGUUCAAGAAACAGGCCGAGCUGUGGCAACAGUCCAUGAUGAAGUGGAAGCGCAAGUUUGAAGACUGGCAAGAUCCACUUAAAAGGAGGCGCCUCGAGGACGAUGCACGGCGUCGACGGGAGGAGCAGCCUCAGGAAAAGGAGAAGCCAUUGCCAGUCGGCCGACUGGAUGAGAAAGUUGUGGACUUGGAUGAGGACGAGCCCCCCAAGCCGCAGAAGCCGCCGGACAGUUGCGACGAUGUGGAUCCUUGGACGCUGGAGGACUUGUUGGACAUCGGCACGGGCGAACCGUUGUUUUCAAAGUUCACUUGGGAAGAUUGGAUGAUGUUGGAACUGCGGUUUCAACUGCAUGUUCUUGUCCAUGGGUACAAACACUGCAUGAACGACCCCGGACGGGUCUCAUUCCACGAGAGCCACACGCAGUUCUAUUUCGAAACGUUCUGGGGGAGAGAGCUUUCCCUCAGAAACUACGGAGUUGAGUCGAUUGCGGAACUCCUCCGAAUGGUCAGAGACACCAUUGAGGUGUUGCCAAACAAUUCCGUCCUAGAUCCGCAGCUGUCAGACGACACUCCACUGGAAAACUUCGUCAGGCUGACGGAAGAUUACCGGCGCGACCGCCUUCGCAAGCUCGAUGCUGGAGAUCAGACAGCAGCCUUGCGUUUGCAGAAGCCACAGGCUCAUGCUCACGCCCCACGUCAGUUUCAAGCUGACGAUCGCCGACAAGGCGGCAGGGGCUUCGAACGUGGGCUGCAGGCGGCGGCGGUGGCGGUGGAGGCGAGCGGGACCACAGGUCCAAUCGAGGUGGAGAGAGCCGCAAAGAUGUCCCCCGCGGCAACCGGCCCCCACCUGCUCCUCCCGUUCCCCGGUCUCAUGCAAGAGACGCUGGUGGAGCGGGUCAGAAACGUGCAUAUGGUCAGGGACCUGGGCGUGACGACCGCGACCGACACCGUGCAUCACGGAGCCGCCAUGACCGCGACGGCCGGGACGGGAGGCACCAGUAUGCCCCACAUAAAUCACAAAGAACCCAAAGCGCCGGUCCCAACGCGCGCGGUCCUGGCGGAGGAUACGCUUCCUAUGGUGGAGGGGGCUACAGAGGUCGUCCUGGUUCCAGAGGCUGAUGAGAUCAUUUGUAUCACCGCGUGCGGUUCAACCGUGCUUGCAGCAAUAAAGUCAGACAGCCCAUGCCCGGCGCUUGUGAGCGCAGGCGAUCCGGAAGAAAGACUUGUGCUUGCAAUUAAAGGCAGCAUGGAGUGGGUGUACGGAUUAGGCGCAUGCGCACGCAAGCGCGUGCCCGUGCAAGGUCAGCCACAGCUUCGUGGGCUUCGCGUCAAAAUGCAACAAAAGGGGUCGAAAGCAAAGGCAGCAGCCAAGACGGUCACGAAAUGGGAUCAGGCGUGGGAUCGCAACCGGAUUUGGAGUGUGAGUGGGAGCAAAAGCUUCAAGAAGGCAUUGCUUGGUCAUUGGCGGGGAACUAGCAGACUGGGCGUGCCCCAGUCGUACGAAGUGUUGGAGGAUCGGGGUCAGUUGUGGUGCAAAAAGACUAUGUUGAGAGGUCGCUUAAGCCCCUCUUGGCGCAGGAUCAGCAUCAACAGAAACAAGGCCACUUAUGGCACCGGCGACAUGAGCCUGGAUUUCCGAGACGUCAAGAAGCAGCCUGGAAAACUGGUCUGGAGGUCUGAGAGAAACUGGAACAAGACGUUCACUUGGCGCUGGGCUGGUUGGUGA